This is a messenger RNA of Scheffersomyces stipitis CBS 6054, 588 nucleotides long. RefSeq lists its product as uncharacterized. The record is from RefSeq and is a predicted model, not a curated record. Gene Ontology annotation, biological process: translation reinitiation; formation of translation preinitiation complex. The coding region runs from base 1 to 588 and encodes 195 amino acids. NCBI's taxonomy places the organism in Eukaryota, Fungi, Ascomycota, Pichiomycetes, Serinales, Debaryomycetaceae. Gene Ontology annotation, molecular function: mRNA binding; translation initiation factor activity. The transcript has a single exon.
AUGACAGAGGUUGUCGCCAGAGAAGUGUACUACUGUGGGGUUUGCAGUUUCCCUCCCGAAUACUGCGAGUUUGGCGUUUCUUUGAAGCGUUGCAAAGAUUGGCUUCAGGACAACAACCAAGAGCUUUUUGACAAGAUUUACUCCGACGAUGCAUUAGCCACGCAGACAUCGACUUUGUCGAUUGAAAGACAGGAAAAGAUUUCUCAAGAGCUUGCGAAGAAACAGUUGAAGGAGGAGGCCAAACAGGAGCGUGAAUUGCAAAAGAAGCUUGCAUCUAAGGUACUCAUCAAAAGAAUUGAGAGAAACAGAAGAAAGCACAUCAUUUCCAUUUCGGGAUUGGAGGUAUUCAAUAUCGACAUGAAGAAGUUGGCAAAGACUUUUGCCUCAAAAUUUGCUACAGGUGCCAGUGUCACUAAGACAGCAGACAAGAAAGAAGAAAUCUUGGUACAGGGAGACGUUUCAGACGAGGCUAAAGAGUAUAUUGAAAAGUUGUUAGAGGAACAGGGUUUGAACGGAGUCGAGGUUGAGCAGGUUGACGAAAAGAAGAAGAAGAAGGCUACUGCUCCAGGUGCUACACCAGCAGCAUAG